Messenger RNA from Cicer arietinum (chickpea), 1515 nucleotides. RefSeq names its product scarecrow-like protein 33. The record is from RefSeq and is a predicted model, not a curated record. Lineage: Eukaryota; Viridiplantae; Streptophyta; Magnoliopsida; Fabales; Fabaceae.
CUAGUCAAUAGUUUAUUUAUUAUAUUCUCAUUAAUUAAUGGUCAAAGUCUCAAACUUGGAAGGAGAUGCUAUUUUAUAAUUUUCAUCUGUUUGAUCCUUCCUUACCAAGUUACCAUGAUUUUUCAUCUUCUUUCUCUAUCUCCCAACUUCAACUGAAGUGAACCCUUUCUUCUCUUCAAGCCAUCCACAAUUCAUGUUAACACAAGCCCUAUUGAAUGUUCUGUGGCAAGUUGGCAACCAUGACCUCAGUGACAGAUCCUUCCCUAGAAGACACUGAUUUUUUAGAAACCAUAAAGUUCAUAAGCCAAAUCCUGAUGGAAGAGAAUGUUGAACAGUUACCUGUUUAUGACUCACUUAGCUUGCAAAUCACUGAGAAAUCAUUCCAUGAUGCUCUCUUUCACAAAACAUCUCAAAACCCCUUAGAUAUUCAUAACUCCAAUGCUGGAACAUCCAACACCCAUAAUUCCCCUGAUACUAUUCUUGGUGAUCAUGGUUUUCAAUUUAACUCCAGUGCAAUUCCUCACACUUUCUCAAAUAGUGUUAGUGAUGGACUCAGAGAUUUGGAUACUUCAAUUACAAAUAUGUUGGCACAAAACAUAUUCAGUGAUGCCGAUUCUGUUUCCCAAUUCAGGAAAGGUUUAGAAGAAGCCACCAAGUUUCUUCCACCACAGCCUCAACUCUUAACUGCUCUAGAGUCAUCCCAUUUCAAUAAAAUUGGAGAGAAAGAUAAUCAUCCACUUGUAUUGAAAGGUAGAAAGAAUCACGAGCGCGAAGAAAUUGAUACUAAAGAAGAAGAAGAGAGAAGUAACAAGCAAUUAGCACUUGGUGUUGUUGAUGAGGAUGAGUUAUCAGAAAUGUUUGAUAAAGCUUUGCUUAAUGUGGAACAUUUGCCACAUUGCAAUGAACAAAAUUAUUGGCUGCAGAAUGAACAAGCUAACACAGAGAAGCAGCAACCUUCAUCAAAUAGAAGAAAGGCUUGUCCCAAGAAACAAGACAGAAAACAUGAAGAAACAGUGGAUUUGAGGAAUCUUCUGCUUCUGUGUUCACAAUCUGUGUAUGUCAAUGACACCAUAAAUGCCAAUGAACUACUGAAGCAGAUUAAGCAACACUCUUCACCCUUUGGUGAUGCAACACAACGGUUGUCUCAUUACUUUGCCAAUGGCCUCAAUGCACGCCUUAUCGGCGAUGGUACCAUAAAGAUUUUGUAUUUGAUGAAGACAGCAACUGGAUGCUUCAAGGUUGGAAAGGUCGUAUUUUAUAUGCUUCCACAUGUUGGGUGCCAUCAUAAUUAAUCAACUCACAUCAUACUAGACAUAUGGUGUGAGCGUUGUUAUUAGAUUUUUAGACAUUCAGCAUGUGUAAUUAGGUUUUUAAAUUAGAUCAUGUGUUUUCUAUUAUAAGUUCAUGUAAAUUUUGUUCAUUCUAUUAGUCUAUUUGAUUUUGGGUUGAAUUUGGAUUAAUACAUGAUGUUGAUUCUAUUCUUAAUGGUCUUUUGUGAUUUAUCAAUUAUUAUCA